UCCAACAGCGCAGAUCAUCUCCGACUAACAGAUCAACCUCUCAUCCUGCUCCUGUGACAGAGAGACUCCAACAUGCUCUUCCUGUUCCUCUUCUUGUUUGGUCUGGCUCUGGGGACAGAGUCUCCUUCAGGUGAACAUCCAUUGAAGCUACAGCGUGGUAACUGUCCCCCGUUCUGGUUCAGCUUCAACAACCGCUGCUACAAGUAUGUCUCCACACAUAUGACCUGGGCUGAUGCAGAGCUCUACUGUGUGUCACAGAAUGCCAACCUGGUGUCUAUCUACAGUCAGGAAGAACAGAACUUUGUCAAAUCCCUGAUCAAGAACUUUGACCAUGCUGAGGGACGCACCUGGAACGGACUGAGUGACACACAGAAGGAAGGAGGAUGGAUGUGGUCUGAUGGAUGUGCAGUGGACUAUGUCUUUUGGCAUUCAGGACAGCCAGACAAUGCUGGAGGAACUGAAGAUUGUGCUCACUUCAACUGGGGAGAACAUCUGAAAUGGAAUGAUAUUUCUUGUUCUGUCACUUAUCCGUCUGUUUGUGCAUCUCGCACAGUCUGUCCGUAGCAACUGAGAUGGUUGCUGAGUGCAGCAUGGUGAAUUUGCAUCUGUUGCUCUGUUGA
Molecule: messenger RNA, 620 nt
Organism: Scomber japonicus (chub mackerel)
Lineage: Eukaryota; Metazoa; Chordata; Actinopteri; Scombriformes; Scombridae
Product: lactose-binding lectin l-2-like
Exons: 1
Coding region: 73-564 (163 amino acids)
Molecular function (GO): signaling receptor activity
Source: RefSeq, a predicted model, not a curated record